Closterium sp. Yama58-4 is the source of this 1584-nucleotide messenger RNA. The record is from the annotation of a GenBank genome assembly. NCBI's taxonomy places the organism in Eukaryota, Viridiplantae, Streptophyta, Zygnematophyceae, Desmidiales, Closteriaceae.
AUGGUUGUCCUCGCAAUGACCGAUUUGGGUGCUGCGAGAGGAGCGGGGAACGCGGACUGGGAGCUCGAGGAGUUUUUCCGUCGAAGGGAGAUCGAUGGUACGCUGGCUGUGCUGCGCAGGCAUGGCUGCGACCUAGCAUCGAAACGGCGCCGAAGAGCACAGGAAACGGAGUCAGCUGCAAUUGAGUCAAGUCGAACGCCAGAUGCGGGGAAAAUGGAGGUGCUUUCAGAGAAGAUCUCUGCGACGCUGAUCGUAGAGCUUAAAGAGUCGCCGUCAGCAUCGUCGCUGUCGCCCAGCGACAGGCUGUCAGGAUUCGAGGGCGACGAGUGGGACGAUCGAUGGACGGACACGGAGGAUGGGACUUCCAGUACCUACUCCGACGGUGUUGACAGUGACGGAUUCCGUCUGGAAGACUUGACAGACGUUCCACCUCCGACAGUUUGUUUUUCGAGCAGCACUGGGGGGCAAGGGGCAGACGGCGACGUAGAAUUGCCUGGCUUCGAAACAAACAGCGCCGUCACAGAAUCGGCAGUAGUCGCAACCACGCCUUGUGAUUGUCCGACCAGAAUACCUGACGGGGAAUCUCCAAUAGGCACAGAUCUGUUGCCAUCGCCAGUCAAGGUGGCUCAGGCGGCGGCUGCUUGUAUUGGAAGUGCUGAUAUAGGUAGCAGACGUACUGAUAGUGGUCCGCUUCAAGAACAAGACGUAGCAUCAUGCGAUCAUUUCGACGACGGAGUUGUCGCCGACGGUUCGGCUGUGACGGCCGCCGAUCUCCAGGCGUUCCUCGAGCGGCUGCGAAUUCCCGAAGCCGCCUUGGAGUCGCACGGCUGGCAGCACUUGAUAACGCGUGCGACGCCUACGAUGCAGUACUCGUCGCAUUCCCACGACUGUGCGAUCGAGGGUUACCCGAAAAGCACGUGUUACCGCGGUCGCAUGGUGGUCGAGGGGGUGACACUGGAGGCUGUACGCGACUUUCUUCUCGACGACGAGUUCCGCGGGGAAUGGGACGAGAAUCGUCUGGAGUCGACGGUUUUGGAAGACUGGAACAACUUUGGCGUGUCCAUCAUUCGCUGGGUUCGACGUCUUCCGUUUUUCCUCCGAAAUCGCGAAUACGUUGUUUCUCGGCGCGUCUGGUCCCUCGCCCCUCAAUCCUCUUCUCAAACGUUCUUCUGUAUUAACCGAAACACGUCACACCCAUCGGCCGUCUCUCGGCCUUCCCUGCUGCGCGUGCCGUACUUUUACUCCUCGUGGCGAAUUCGGUAUGUCCCAAGCGAGGAGGAAAGAGAUAAGCUGACAGGGCGGAGAGACGAGCUGAAGGGGGAGGGGGACGAGGCGGAGGGAAGCGACGCCAAGGCGGAAGGGCAAGGGGCCAGGGUGGCGGGACAUGGGCGGAAGCUGGGAGUGGAGAUUGUGACGUACCACCAGGAGGAGUCAGGGCUGCCCCGGGAGCUGGCCAGGGUGGCUGUGGUGAGGGGCAUGUGGGGUCACAUGCUGAGGAUUGAAGCUGCUCUGAGGAGUUACUGCCAGGCUCAGCGCACUGUCAGGCAGACGUUGCCUCCUUUCAUGCUGACCAUGAAUGAUUAA